Molecule: messenger RNA, 9582 nt
Organism: Zootoca vivipara (common lizard)
Lineage: Eukaryota; Metazoa; Chordata; Lepidosauria; Squamata; Lacertidae
Gene: BACE2
Product: beta-secretase 2
Biological process (GO): membrane protein ectodomain proteolysis; amyloid-beta metabolic process
Cellular component (GO): trans-Golgi network; plasma membrane; endosome
Molecular function (GO): aspartic-type endopeptidase activity
Source: RefSeq, a predicted model, not a curated record
GGCGGGGAGGGUUGUUUGCGGAGCUGGCCGCCCUUCUGGGGACUUUUCCUGCGAGCAGUUUCCAAUCCCGUCACAUCCGCUGCUCGGCGAGGUUUGGAAAGUUACUUGGCAAUUGUUUGCAGGAUAGAAAAGAAAAGAAAAAGAGGAGGGGGAGGCGAGCCGCGGCGGGAGACUUUUUGAAGCGCCGCCUUCGCCAGACGAAACUUUCCUCACGAGCCAGGGGGUUGUCGAGGUUCGUCGAGGCAGGCAUGCGAGGAAGAAGCGGAGGCGGCGAGCCCGGGAAGGCGAGAUGACGCCGGGGCGUCGAGGCACCGCCGUCCCCUCGCCUCUUGGCGCUCGCACUGAGGAGCCGCGUGUGCGCGGCCGGCCGCUCUCUUCCCCUUAAUCGUCGCCGGGCGCCGGAAUGGGCAGGUCGCUGGCGGCCGGGUGUCUCCUGCUCCUGGUGGCCGUGGCCGCCGGGCAAGGCCGGGCUCCUUUCAGCCUUCCGCUGCGAGUGUCUCCGCCGAGCGCCCCCGACGGCUCCCUCGUGCCCGUGCCUGUGGCGUUGAAGCCGCGGGGCGGCGGCAACGGGACCGGGACCGGCAGCAGCCCGGAGCUCCAGCAAGAGGCGGAGGGCUUGGCUUUGGCUUCCGACCCCAGCGGCGCCGUCAACUUUGUGGCCAUGGUGGACAACCUGCAGGGGGACUCGGGACGCGGCUACUACCUCGAGCUGCUCCUCGGCACCCCGCCGCAGAAGCUAAAUAUUUUGGUUGACACUGGAAGUAGCAAUUUUGCUGUUGCAGGAGCACCAAAUGCAGAUCUGACCUCCUACUUCAACACAAAAGAAUCAAGCACAUAUAAGUUACUGGGCACUGUGGUCACUGUUAAAUAUACCCAAGGAAGCUGGAUAGGGACUCUCGGCACAGAUGUUGUUACCAUCCCUAAAGGAAUCAACGGCACUUUUACCAUCAACAUUGUAGCCAUCUCUGAGUCAGAGAAUUUCUUUUUGAAAGGUGUUCAAUGGCAUGGGAUCCUUGGACUUGCCUAUGAUGCCUUGGCUAAGCCCUCAAGUUCUGUGGAGACAUUUUUUGAUUCCCUUGUGAAUCAAGCAAACAUCCCCAAUAUAUUUUCCUUACAGAUGUGUGGAGCUGGAUUGCCAGUUACUGGAACUGGUACCAAUGGAGGUAGUCUUGUCCUGGGUGGAAUUGAACCAAGCCUGUACAAGGGGGAAAUCUGGUACACACCUGUUGAGAAAGAGUGGUAUUAUCAGGUUGAAAUACUCAAAUUGGAAGUUGGAGGCGAGAACCUUAACUUGGACUGUAAAGAGUACAACUCGGAUAAAGCCAUUGUAGACAGCGGCACCACACUCCUGCGCCUGCCAGAAAAAGUCUUCAGUGCUGUUGUGGGAGCAAUUAUACAGAAAUCCUUGAUUCAAGAAUUCUCAUCUGGAUUUUGGAGUGGUGUACAGCUUGCUUGCUGGGCUAAAUCUGAACAGCCUUGGACCUUCUUUCCAGAGAUAUCUAUCUAUCUGAGAGAUGAAAAUUCCAGCAGAUCAUUCAGGAUCACUAUCUUUCCACAGCUUUAUAUUCAGCCUGCUUUUGAGACUAGUCAGAAUUUACGCUGUUAUCGUUUUGGCAUCUCCUCUUCUACCAAUGCCCUGGUCAUUGGUGCGACAGUGAUGGAAGGAUUCUAUGUCAUCUUUGACAGAACUCAAAAGAGAGUGGGCUUUGCAUUAAGUACUUGUGCUGAAGUUGGAGGUUCUCCAGUAUCUGGGAUUGACGGUCCUUUUGAAACUACGGAUGUAGCAAGCACCUGUGUGUCCACAAUAUCCUUCCAUGAACCGUUGUUGUGGAUUGUGUCCUAUGCACUGAUGAGCUUCUGCGGACUUGUCCUUCUGGUGCUCAUUGUCUUACUGCUCCUGCCUGCUCGGUGUCGUCGUCAUUAUUCUGACAAUGGCAUUGUAAAUGAUGAAUCGUCCUUAGUACGGCAUCGAUGGAAAUGAAGAAUUCAGUCUAAGCUCAAGGAAUACUUGCAUUUUGCUUAGCAGUACUAUGGACAGGCUGUUCCAACCAAAGGUUUGGAAGUCCAGGCUUCACUCCUUGCAAACUUAAGCACAUGUUUCACCAGAAGAUGUUCUCCAAUUCUGCUGCCUCAUAAUUUUUAAGCUUUUUUUCUAACAAUUUUUUUGAACCAAAUACAUAUAUAAUCACUCCAAGUGCUACUCUGCUUUUCUAGUUGACAAUCAUGCAGCUGAGCCAAUAAGUAAAUUUAAAAAAAUGCUAAAUACUUAUUCCAUAGUUCAAAAAAGAUUGGCUUCUCUAGUCCCAUCCCCACUCCACUCUAUGAAAAAAACAAAAAAUGUUUGCAUGUGUUUGGUAAGCCAUUAUUCAAACUUUGGCUGUCAAAUCAUAAUGAUGAACCAAAGGCUUUAUUUAUGUCUGUUUUUCUUCCUAUCCCAAUUUUAAAAUAAUUUUUUUAAAAAAAUCAGUUGGUUGAUUGUGAACCUACAUCAGUGGGCAGUGGAAAAGGAGGUUAGCAAUACAGAUUUAAUAUAUUUUCCCCACCCCUUCAAACCAAGGAGAGGAUCUGUCACUUUCAAUGGAUCUCUCUUUGUAACUCUCAGGAGAAUUGAAGUAGGGAAAAACAUUGAAACCAAAACCUAUUGUGCAGCCUUAGUAUAAAACAAGACUACCUCCGAAUAUACAAGGAUGCCAUUCAUAAGUAUGAUGCAAGUAGACCUGUUCUUGAUAUAGAAAAAGAUUCAUUUCACGGGAAUACAACACAACUACUCAAUUUUCUUUAAGCUGUCCUUUCAAGAUUUUUUUCCACUUAAUGGCAUUUGAAAAUAUUUGACUUUGCCACCUAUAUUAGCAUCCUGUGUUCUGAAUCCAUGCAUAGCUUCAAGCCUUUGUACAUGCAUCCUGCAAAGCAGAUGGGCUGUAGGGGCAAGUGCCUCUCUUUACACCUUUUGGUUAUUUCUCUAAUGCCUAGCAAUUGAAAUGAAAACAAUGCAAUGUAAGGUGAAACUUCAGUUGAAAAGUGGUCCAUUUGGGUGUGGCCACAGCUGCGAAAGGCAAAGGGGUGUUUUUUUCAUGAAUGAACAGUGAGCUAGGAGGUGGGCCAGGUGAUGAAUAUGAACAUUUUAAUAUCUAUGGCAAGAGUAAGGCUCUAGGGCCUUAUGUGCAGAAAUAUCUACGGCCAUGCCAACUUAUGCCCAUGUAUCUGUACAUGCUUAAAGACAGACUGUGUUGAAAUCAGUAUGUAGCAGCAGCAUUCUUACAACCCAUUUAGGACAGUUUUUCCCCACCCCAAAGGCUUCUGCAGGCUGAAAUACUUGUAUGAAUAGGCUGUAUCCAUACUCAAGUCUUGAGACUUUUAGAGAGGGAGGAAUCUGUCUGAAAGCACUGAAAACAAAACUCAUGGGUUUUGCAUAGGUUUCUAGUUGAGAGUCAAACUUGAAAUUUAUUAAAUUAGUAAAGUGUUUCUACUAUUUGAUUUUCAAUUUCCUCUGUACUUAAUGAUCCAGUGCUGCAGAAGCUAGGAAACGCUUUAAUUAUGAUAAAGACAGCACAGUCUCUUCUCCCUCAUCCCAGUGAUUAUCACACUCUUAUUAAAAUUCUUCCAUGUGCUUGGUUGAUCACUCACAUGGGAUUUUUGAUGUCCAAGCAAGGAUGUGGAAAAUAGCAGCUCUUGCCAUAUAGACUGGUGGCUUGUAUGCUUUCCUCUUCACAUUUUCCAUGGUUCUGGUUCCAUUACACAUCACAUUUCAAUACCCUCAUGGAUGCUUUUCAUACAAGCUUAUAGUGCUUUAGUGCACAGGCAAUAAAACUGUUCCACCAGUGAUGCCAAGUCAGAAACUGUGCUUUGCAAAGGUUUCCAUUUCAUGUUCAUACUGUUCCCUAAAUACAAUUGGACGAGACUCUUUACCUUCCAUAGUUUGUCCUAUGAUGGAUCUGGAUAUCAGGUACGAUGGGACUUUUCUACAAAGUGGGGAAAAUUAUGGCUCAAAAUGUUGAUCAUACACAGCUGUUAAGCCAUUCUGAAACCCAAUCCAUCAUACAGUUUUGCCUUUUAUUCUUAAACCAGAAAGGCACGUGUCAGAGAAAACUAGUUUUCUGUUUGUUGUUGUUGUUGUUUAGUCGUUUAGUCGUGUCCGACUCUUCGUGACCCCAUGGACCAUAGCACGCCAGGCACUCCUGUCUUGCACUGCCUCCCGCAGUUUGGUCAAACUCAUGUUCGUAGCUUCGAGAACACUGUCCAACCAUCUUGUCCUCUGUCGUCCCCUUCUCCUUGUGCCCUCCAUCUUUCCCAGCAUCAAGGUCUUUUCCAAGGAUUCUUCUCUUCUCAUGAGGUGGCCAAAGUAUUGGAGCCUCAGCUUCACGAUCUGUCCUUCCAGGGAGCACUCAGGGCUGAUUUCCUUAAGAAUGGAUAGGUUUGAUCUUCUUGCAGUCCAUGGGACUCUCUGUUUAGAGGGAAGUAAAUUAUUCUGCUCCCCUGCUUCCGAUUUGAUUUUUAUGGAUCAUAAGUAACAUUCAAAAGCAAGCCCUUUUUUCUUUGAAGUCACACACUCUCACACACACUGGUUGUGUGUGUGCACAUGUGUAUAGAAUCUCUUCAUCACAUGGCAAGCUGUCAGCUAUUGUCUGUGUGAAGAAUACCUAAAACCCUUGAAGCCUUUGCUGAUACUGAAGCAGGGGAACAUGCUGGCAGAUUAUCUGAGCAUCAUUAUAAGUUUUCUUUUUAAUGACAAAUUUACCUGGAGAUUUUCACUUGGCAGUAUUUCACUUCAGUGCCUAUUAAAUACUCUUGAUUUCAUUUUGAAUUGGUAAUUAGGACACUGUAAAUAUAAAUACUUGAAAAAAGCAUAAGCAAUAAUAAAAUGUAAUAAAUUACCAGUGGAAGAUAUUCUAGUAGUUUAUUGUUCUGUUGCACUGACAAGGUUCAAUUUUUAACGUGAAACACAUUAAGAAAAUGCACUGUGAAAUACGUUGCACCUCUCAGCUUUGCACGCAACCCCCCCCCCUUGCAUUUUUCUGUUGUGAAAAUUCUUUAAAGAAGCUUGUAACUAAAUUAAAACAAGAAGAAUGAUUGGGACGGGGGGGGGGGGAGAGAGAGAAAUUGCCCAAUAAUAUACAUUGUUUUAAAAAUGGGUAACGUGCUUUCCACCAGACUGCCGUUCUUGACCUUCAGCUGCUACAUCCUGCUCUAAACAUUACUCCUAAUUUGCCGUAAAAUUUAAUUUUGUUCCCUGACUUUUAAAAUAAAGAUAUAUUAGUGGAAAUACAGGCUUCAGACUGAAGCACAAGGUUGUAUCAGUGUGCAUGAUCAGCAUACUCACGUGAAGUAUCUGCAGCUGGCCAGUAUCUCUAAGGGGCAGCAAAAAUAUGUGGUCAUGUGGCUUGGUUUGCUAGCUUUAAAAAACACUACAGUUUCCACAUUAGCAUACAGUGGUACCUCGGUUUAAGUACACAAUUGGUUCUGGAAGUCUGUACUUAACCUGAAGCGAACUUUCCCAUCGAAAGUAAUGGAAAGUGGAUUAAUCCGUUCCUGACGGGUCUGCGGAGUACUUAAACUGAAAGUACUCAAACCGAAGCGUACUUAAACCGACAUAUGACUGUAUUAGGCAAGAUUAGAACCUACUUCCGGACAAGUGUAUUGGAAAAAAAAAAGUUAAGUGUUUUGCUAUGGGGAGCGUUCAGAUAUCAGUUUUCUGCCACCUCCAUUCUGAAAUGUUUUUGUUCAGCAACAGCUGUAUCUCGUGAGACUGCUGAGAAUGCUAUUGGAAGAAACUCUCUGUUUGACUUCUUGGAUCACCUUAAUGCAGGCAUCCCCAAACUGCAGCCUUCCAGAUGUUUUGGCCUACAACUCCCAUGACCCCUAGCUAACAGGACCAGUGGUCGGGGAAGAUGGGAAUUGUAGUCCAAAACAUCUGGAGGGCCGAAGUUUGGGAAUGCCUGCCUUAAUGGCUUUACUGGGAAAGAGAAUAGAUAGAAUGCAGGAAAAAGUAAGCAUGUGUUUUCUAUAAUAUACAGUGCUCAGUGAACUGAACCUCAGUGCAAAACAUUUUGUUACUAUACUUCUGCAAUAGGUGCUAAUAGCAGUUAAUAGUAAUCCUGCUGCAUCUCAAGAUGGUUUUCUUACUGGAAUGAAGGCAUAUUGGAACCUGCAUGUAUUGUAAGCUAGAUCAUUUUUCUGCUGCUCUAUUAAUUGUUUGGAUUGUUCCCAUAUUCAAGGUUUGACAAGGCAUUAUCUUGAAAGAUCAUCCAAGGGACCCACUUCCAUAUGUUAGAAUUUUGCAUGAUGGAUUCUGGUAGUAUUAGAAACUUGUGCCAAGGUAGAAUAAGUAAAAUAUAUGUAAUAUAUGUCAAAGUUGGUGCUGAGCAACUGACAGCACUCUUGAGAUGAUUUAGGAGCCAAGAAUCAAGAGCCAUGAGAUGGACCAGUUGUCAGAACUGAUAAGCAAGGCAGGAUUGAGGAACAAGAACAAGCUUGGAGUAGCAACUGAUGAACAAGUUGGGGCCAGAGGACAGGCACACACCAUGGCUUAGAAAUGCCUUGUAGUGCAAGGAAGGGUCCACCUUUUAUACUCUGGACCCACUGACCAGCCUUGGUGGGUGGAGUCAAGCCACAAGCUUCUUCACUGAGGAGGCUGCUAGCUGCAGUUCAAUGAUUUACCACAUGAGGCAGCUACCUGGAGAUUCCAGCAGUUCCUGACAGCCAAGAGGUUUAACCUCCUUAUUUAAUGUGGUAACUACUCUAGAAAGAAGUUGUGAUGUUGGUAAUUUUAGAUAAUGUAAAGCAUCUAUGAUAUUCUGCAGUGUUGAGCCAUGCCAGAGGCUUAAUCGCAUUUUUACUUAUUUAUUUUUUAAAAGUUUGUUCCUUGAUGUCUGUCAAGACUGCCUAAAAUGUUAUCUUGAGUCUCCUACCUCUCUGGGACCUACUUGAAAUUCAACUUGGGCUAGUUCUGUUCCACAACCUUUUUUCCUGAUAAGCUUUUCCCCCUUCUUCAUAUUUAGGAACGGGUGGAUUAAUUCCAUCUUCUGAAAGGGGUGCUUUACAUUUCACAGAAGCCAUUGUACACAACUACAACAUACAAAGCUUUUGGUUGCUUUGAAAAGCGAAUUUUAACAAGUCUGACUAUAUUUUUCCUCAAAACCACAGUGUUAGUACAUUGUCAGGGGAUGUGUAAAGCAUUUGCAUUUAUUUUCAGCCAUAUUCUGAAGGGGAAGGGGACGUCCUAUUGGGCAAGCAGAAGUCCACUCACUCAACACUGGAUUCCACCCAUGUAAGAUUACAGGAGAUAAUCUGCCUACUAAAAUUGGGAUGGAUGGAUUAUGAAAUAUGUGCAUAAUGAUUCUAAAACUGAAAUCAGCCUUCCCUAAUAUAGCGCACUUUGUAUGGUUUUGACUGCAGCUCUCAUCCACUCCAACCAGCAUGGCCAGUGGGUGAGAGACAUUUGGGGUUGUAGUCCAAAACAUUCGGUGGUUGGGGAAGGCUACUCUAAAUGUCUUGAUUUGUUCAUACACACACACGACAAAAUAUUAACUUCUUGUGGCUACCAACUUUAAAUGUUUAGAUACUUAUUCUUGUUAAGGAUUAUUAUCUCAGUUUCUAUUAUGACACAUUGUAUUUGAGUCUCAUGGAGCCAUUCAGGAGACAUGCUGUUGUACUAAAGCUUUCCAAUGAAAAAACAGUAUCUUCAAAAUGGAGAAUCCUCACAGCUUUCAAAUAUUCUUUUAAGUGCUUACUGCAUUCAUCUUUAGUAAAAUAUGUUAUUAAUGGAUUGUUGUAUUGAAGUACAUCUUCCCUAUAGAAGAAUGAAAUUGGAACCAUAGAAUUUGCAAUUCUAUUAACUGGUUUAAACUUAUCUAAAUAUUGUACUGUUAGCGCGUUCUUAUGAUUACAUACAAUUUGAAGUAUGUUUCAGAGAAGCAAGCUUCACUCACUGCAUUAGACCCUCAGACAGGCACACUAUAGGUGUUCAUAACCUACCGGUAGUAAGCAGCCUUAAUAUCUUUUGCCAAUAAGAAAAUGUUGGGCCUGAGUACGUAGUGUGUUAUAGGGGAAGUGCUUUAAGCAAUUGGUUACUACAGUAUUUCUGUCUUCCAUGGACUCGUAUCCAUGGGCAAAUCUUCCUUGUAAUCUGAGGACUUUGCAUUAUUAUCAAUCUUUUGCUGACGGUGCAGGGUGGGGGUGUUAAAUGAUUGAAAUUACUGUAAAAAGGAAAGAAACUAAUCCUGACACGCUGGACUUUUGUGUGUUUGUGCAGCUCCUGAGCAUAAAAAUGUAGCACACGGUUUGAGAGUUUUGAAACUGUAAGGAGGUGUCCUAUUUGUUUUGAUACAAGGGUGUCCUGGUGUCCUCCUUUAUAGAGGACAGUCCUCCAUGUGAAGGGCUUUUUAGUUUUGAACAAUAAGGGAGAGAAGGGGCCUUGGCAUUGACUGCAGCUGGACAGUAUCAGACUGAGCAGGCAGGAACACAGAACACAGUCUUCCCCGCUGUUAUGUGGUCCAGCGGCCACUCCCAUUGUUGAAACCAAAAUAAUCCUGCAAUGUGUUAGUUUGCUGGUGAGAACUGCACUGUAUGUUUUGCUUUUUUUGUAGUUAACAACAAACAACAAACCAAUGGCCUUGUAGUAAUAAUCUUCCUAAAGUAUUGCAGAGGAAGGCGACUCCACUGAAAGGCACCAAGCAAAUCAUUAAGAUGUUAGGAAAGAGGAUUAAACAACAAUGUGUGAACUGUAUAUUUUGGUAAUACAAGCUGAGCUUCUAAAACUGUCUUAAGUUGGUACAGUUGCUUAGCUUACUGAAUACGGUGGUACCUCGGUUUACAAACGUAAUCUGUAAGUCCGUUCUUAAACUGAAACCGUUCUUAAACCGAGGCGUGCUUUCCCUAAUGAGCCUCCUACCUCUAGUACCCUUCCACCGUUGGGUUUCCAUUUGUAGACCGGGGUAAAGUUUGUAAACCAGAACACUACUUCCAGUUUUGUGGAGUUCAUAAACUGAAUCGUUCAUAAACAGGACUGUUCUUAAACUGGGCUACCACUGUAUCUUUUUAAAAAAAAAAAAUCCUGAUACACAUCUAACUUUCAGACCAAUUAAAAUCUGUUGCUCUGGAGAUGCAGAGUUGAAGGAAAGCACAAUCUGGCCUCUGAUGUCCACCAGGAGACUAGCUAAGGGCUACUGGGUUGUGCAUGCAUGCCAAAUACAGGGAGCCCCGCCUGUCCAGAUCAGAUGGUCCUGCUGAGAUGAUGUCAUUUUAAGAACUGCUGCUUGAAACUUGCUGGCUUCCCCAUUCCCUCCUCCAUUCCUUUUGUAUCAUGUCUAUUAGAUUGUGAGCCUGAAGGCAGGAAUUGUCUCGUCUUUCCAUCUCUUAAAACACUUUUAUUUAGGCACUGUAGUUUGAUAAUAAACCACAGCGGGCCCAAAUCUUGCAUUACUAACACUUUUUAAUAUGAGAUGCUAGAAAACUUGUCAGUCACUACUAGAUUAUUAUUUUUUACCUGUUCAUAAAUUUUUUACUUCCAAGCUUUUCUGUUCACAGAUGUACCGUACAUGGAAAUAUUUCCUGCUGAUUUAAAUUAAUAAACUUAAUUUAACCUCU